Messenger RNA from Ipomoea triloba (trilobed morning glory), 1845 nucleotides. RefSeq lists its product as uncharacterized. The transcript is spliced from 6 exons. The record is from RefSeq and is a predicted model, not a curated record. NCBI's taxonomy places the organism in Eukaryota, Viridiplantae, Streptophyta, Magnoliopsida, Solanales, Convolvulaceae. Bases 348 to 1505 code for a protein of 385 amino acids.
UUUUAUUUGUGCCGUGGUGCAGGAGAUUGCACAGCUUUUCCCUAAAUCCCUAGCUUGCAGCGUUGGAGGAAAUCAGAACGCCUAGUCGCCAUUUCCAACCGCGUAUAUCUAUGAGAAAGUAGGGAAUUUUCGCGUUGAUAGACGUUCCUUUCCUCUUCUAAACCAAAGGCAAAGCGGAGAAGAGGAAGAAUACAUUUUAGAUCGCAGAGCUGCUCGUCGCUUCUCUCAGUUCUCUUGCUCUCUCGUUCGUCGCGUCCUCCCUCCUCACUGCUUCUCGCCUUACCGGUCGCCGGCAACAUCGCUCAGCGCCUCUUGUCUCCUCUCAGGAUAACAUCAAUUUCACAUCUAUGGGAGAAUCCAAAUAUGCUUAUUUGGUCACUGAUGACGGACUUUAUCGUGUUAAUAUCCCUGACUUUGAUCCACCACACCAGCCCGAAUUCAUGCUCGAGUGUGUAGCUGAGGAUUUUGAUGAUAUCAUACUCCCAACUAUGGGAAUCUUCAGCAAAGGGCAGGAUGUAUAUUUGUUUGGGGGCUUGAUGUUUGGGGGGAGAGGUAAUGCACAGUAUAACAGGAGCCUGUAUUUUUUCAACCCUCGCAAGGUCAAGGAGAAGGAAUAUCCCAUUAGGGAUUCUAAGUUACUUUACAAAUCAAGUCUUAAGUACGUACCCAUGGUUACUCCUUCUGUGUUACAAGCUAAGCAUAAGACUUACUUAUUCUCAGUUGUUCGUCCUGGCUACGGUCCAAUGAAAUCACUCUGCUAUUUUCAGUCCUUCGAUCCACUCAAAAAUUGCUUUUGCACCCUUCCAACUCCCUCCCUAGAUGAUUCGUUUCUGUGGUAUGAUGUGGUUGGGUAUUUUCUUGUUUACGAUCAUAUAUACGUGUUUAUCCAAGGAGGGGCCAAGGACGUUAACGAGCUUCAUGCCUUCUCUUUCAACACUAGAUCAUCAAAAUGGAAGGAAUUAGAUUCCUUGUUGAGCAAAUUUGAAGAACGCAAAAUUCCCAUUCCCUAUUGUCACUGUGGCGAUAUAGGGCUCUCUUAUAAGUUUAACGAUAACACUCAGAUUCUGGUCGCCCUUAGUUAUGGUACACCUACUGCGUAUCGUGUUCGGCUUGGUGCAGCCGGGAGUUCUCUCCGGCCUAAAUCCUAUAGGCAUUUACUUGAACAUAACUAUGGGGUUCAUAAUUUCUCACACCUACUUGAUAUUGGAAGUGAAAGGUUUUGUGCGAUUUGUUCUCGGGAGGACAAACAUAUUUUGGUAUAUGCCUUCAAGAUGGAUUUUGCAGUUGAAUAUGAAAACCAGGGAAAGUCAACCUCACCUGCAAUGCCCUCCAUAGAGAUUCUCUGUUCCAAGAAAUUUUUUCCCUCCGUAGUUAGUUGUGUUUGUUUGGCCUAUGCUCCUGCAUCUCAACGUUGUAUUCCCUGGGAUAAAGUCAAGCCCAUAAAUGAUAAUUCUAAUGAAAAGGAGCCAAAAAGGAAGCCAGGUGUUGUGUAUCUCGAGGUGUAGAGGCUUUGUAAGGAGAUGAUGAUUUAUCUCUGUGUUGCCACUGCUGAGUAAUCCCCCAUACAAGCCAGGGUGGCCAUAUUUUGUUUUCCAAGACCAAGCUAGUAGUACACAAAUUUUCUAUGACAAAUCAAACUAGCAAAUAGUGAUGUCUUUGGGAACAUCCAUCUACUAGUAUGUUUGGAAUUGUACUAACACUUACUGUUCUUACUCUGCCCAGCUUCACCUUGCCUUUUGCUCUCUUUCUCCAUCUUUCUAGCCUAUUGUGAAUCUUUUAUUUGCCUUUAUUAAAGGAUCACACAUGUUCCUAGUUAUUUUAAAGUAGUAGAAAUUUCAAAUGCAA